CCACCGGUUGGGGGACAGUCGGGUAUGUCGGGGAUGCUUGUUGUCGUCGCGUGUGUUUCCGCUCCGUUUUCGUGCGCGUUUCUCUCGGUCAGGACGACGCCGUGGCGAGUCACCGGCGGGAUACGCCGGGUUACACGCGCGCGCCACGACGCUCCGAACGAUCUGUCCACGUUCCGGGCCGCCCGCGCGCACGGGAGUGCGUUGCCGCUCGAGACGCAGCUCCCACUUGGUGAGGUUACGCCAAGAGAGCCUGUCAGCAGUCACUGUUCGCUCGCGGCCCGCGGCGCAUCGCCAUUUCCAGGACGACGCCACGCGACGACGCUCGGCGCGACGGAGGUUAAACUGUCGCUCGAGAGCUAAGUGGACGCGCGCGACGAUGUGGAGGAGCUGAGUACGGCUCGUCGUCGACGUCGAGUACACGAGGGAUGAGCGGUUCGCGACUUGGCAGAGGCCGCGGCGGCCGCCUGGCUAUUUACGCGGGCUGCGGGGUGCUGGUCUUCUUUCUGGUGUUCCUCUAUCGCGCCGCCAACUCCGAGAUGACCAGGCUGCGGGAACUCCACCUCAAGUGUGCUCAACAGCAAGAGGCACUCGCCGCUCAGCUUCAAGUUAUAUUUGAGUACAAAGCUCGACUGGAAAAGUCGCUGGCCGAGGAGAAGAGCUCGAAUGCCGCGGUAAAGCAAGAACUGCAGCAGCGCGCGUCGAGGGAGAAGUCGCUACGUGACAAGGAUAGCGUGGAGGCGAUGCAGAGGUUUAACUCGCUCCAGCAGACUUACAAGCUUCUGCAGACGGAACAUCAGGAUUUGCAGGAGGAGUGUAAGAAGCAUGAGAAGCAGGCGCUGGACGAGACCAGUAGGCUGGAGACGACGCUGCAGGAUCUUCGCAGUCGCAUCCGACAAACGCAGGAGGAGAAGAUGAAGUCUAUAGAGAACUUGAAGACUAAAUACAUGAAUUUGCAAGUGAAUAUGCAGAGACUCCAAGUAAAAUACAACGAACAAAUGAACAUAAAAGGCGAUACCAUUAUGCAACUACAAAAAGAGGUGUCUCAGCUCAAGCAUGAACUCGAGAAGACCAAGAAUUCUUAUGUAAGAAGCACAUCACCGAGCCCAAGUUUAGUGAGUCCCGAGGCAUCGGUGAUACAUUCAGCACCGAAGGAAGGCUCGCAGCCGAUCCCGGCGCCACAGCAACAGCAACAACAACAACAGAGUGUGGUACACGACGCCGCGAGUUCGCGAAGAGCGGGGAAUACCUCUACCGUGGCAAGCGCGAACAAUGGCAACAUGGUGUCGCCGUCUCUAGAUAAGGCACCGUCACCACACAGGCCAAAGGUCAAACUGCCAAUCGGCGUACUGCCGAUCCCGGAAAUCCGAGAGGACGACAAGAAGCCGGAGGAGACACAUCAGGAAGAGACUCGGAAGCGGGACGACGCUGUUCACAAUUCACCGCCGAAAUUCGUUCCGGCGAAUCCGGACAGUAAAGAGAAAGAAGCAAUUGUCGAAGCCGGCAACUUGGACCCACCGUUCGUCGCGAAUCCUCCUGCGCGUCAUGUCGGUGAACAGAUCGAGAGGAGAGCGAACGACGGUUGGUUCAAAGUGGGGCCUGGAGUGCAGGAAGUCGGCGAGGAGCUGAAUCGAGUUCCCAGAUUAGACGAUGGGCAAGCUAAUGCCGACGAUCAGUACGAUGGCGGUGAAUACGAUAAGGAACCCCAACAAAAGAACGACAUUCGAUUGGCGGAAGGCGAGGACGAGGGGGAAGACGAGGGCGACUUGUUUGAAUAUCCGGAUAAUCUGAACCAAGGAAAACGGGAAUAAAGUCGGCGCUGUUCUGACAUUUUGCGCGGCUGACCAUGUGACACCAGUAGAAGCCGAAUGAAAAGUAGAUGAUCUGACCUGGCUGAUACGCAUUGUUCGUAUCAGAAUCGAUCAGAAUCGUAUUCGGGUUCAGUCGACGGCGAAGAAUAUUCAUUAAGUGCAGCGUGAAUCAUUCGAUGCCAUUUCGCGGGAAGCGUGCGAAAAUUAGGUGAACACAUAGGAGCGACUUCUCGACGGACAAUUCGACUGGCAGAUUGAUCCGCGGAUUUUAUCUACGAUGAAUCAGUACGGCGAGAGUACUCGCUCCUGUGCGCUCAGUUAAUUGAUCCAUCUUUGCAUUUCGCACGUGAUUUUAGCCAAUUCUAUAUAUGAUUGUAUAUAUACACGGUACAAAUAUUGUCAGCCGCAGCGAGGCGUCCGACGCAGGCCAGACGGCAACGUGGAAGUCCGGCGCUGCGCGACCGUAACGCAGACUCUCGACGAAAGAAAGCAAGAAAAAACAGACUGUAUUUUUCUAGACUAAGAUCUACAAUGCACGAGACGAGUACGUCAAAAGUGACUUAACUGCACGUAUUACUUAAGACACUCGUGACAUUGUUGACUAGUACAAGUGCGGUAGCUUGGGCUUACACAUUGCAUUAGCGGAAACUAACUGCGCCUAACGACGAGUAUACUUUCACCGAGCGAUUGUUUCGUGGAUUUCGGUUUCACCGGACGAAUUUCUUCCUUGGAUGUUAAUUUCAGUAUUGCGCAAUUUAUAUACAGAUUUCCAUCGCUGUUAUUAUAUCAUUUCCUUACACGGCUUUGUACGUUUGCUAUACAUGAGUUUUGUUUUCUUUUCGAAAUUAUUCUUGUAAAUAUUUUCGUCUUUUUACCUUGAGGUCUGUUUUAUUCUUUAGGAUUUUGCUUGGCUCAACAAAACGAGUGAUAUAUCGAAUUCCGUAAUAUUUGACCUCAUUUUUUUCGAUGAAAUUCUGACAUUUCCAAACGGAUCUUACAUAAUCUGUUGCAAGAUUUCAGACAUUGGAAAAGACUCAGAAUGGACCAAAACGCGUUUUCAGCGUUAUUCCAAUAUUAAAUGUUUAUUUGUACGAUGUACAUAUUUGUGAAGAUGUCCGCAAAUAUGCAUUUUUAUACACAGAUUUAUGCGCGGAAAUAUUUAAAUUAUACAAUUUAAAUACAUAUAUUGCAUGAGUCUGUAUAAAAAAAUGAUCGAA
Messenger RNA from Odontomachus brunneus, 3025 nucleotides. Its product is annotated as Golgi integral membrane protein 4-like. The record is from RefSeq and is a predicted model, not a curated record. The transcript is spliced from 7 exons. The coding region runs from base 426 to 1808 and encodes 460 amino acids. NCBI's taxonomy places the organism in Eukaryota, Metazoa, Arthropoda, Insecta, Hymenoptera, Formicidae.